Anopheles merus is the source of this 1135-nucleotide messenger RNA. RefSeq lists its product as uncharacterized. Bases 187 to 585 code for a protein of 132 amino acids. The record is from RefSeq and is a predicted model, not a curated record. NCBI's taxonomy places the organism in Eukaryota, Metazoa, Arthropoda, Insecta, Diptera, Culicidae. The transcript has 4 exons.
CUUCAAAUUAUAUUUUCAAGAAAAAUAAUUGCAUCAAGAAAAUAAUUGAUAUAAAGAAAACAUCCAAGAAAGAAAACAUUCCAUCAUCAGUUUAACAGCACCAUCUACGCAAUAGCAAAUACAAAAGCAAGCGGGAACAAACGUUUAUUUAAAAAUAGUGAUCCCGUGCAUCGAAUGUUAGAAUAAAUGGAACCAUUAGCUACACAGCAAAAAAUAGAAGCGGUGAAUGUGGAUAUGGAUCAAGAUACCAUUCUUUUCAUGAUAAGUUUGAUCGAAGAAAGAAGCUGCAUAUGGAACCGAAAAAAUUCAGGCUUUCAAAAUAAAACCAAACAGCAUGACGCAUGGCGUGAAAUUAGUGUAAUUUUAGACACACCUGUCGACUGUUUGGUGAGGAAAUGGAAGUCACUUUGUGGCUCUUUCCGUUUCUACCAUGCAAAGGAACAAAAAAGUAAAGUGACUGGUUCAUCUUCAUCGAGCAUAUAUAAACCAAAAUGGUUUGCAUACAGAGCAAUGCAUUUUAUGCAUCAUGUUAAGGAAACUGCAUCAACAAUGGACACCCUCUUUCGGACUAUUCAAACCGCAUAACUGUAAGUAAUGGAAAACUAAGGUAACGGUCAGAGACUCGCCAUAUGCUUUUGUAUGGGUAUUGAAGUUUAUAAUGCCGCAAAUACAUGACGCGCGUUUCCCUGGGCACGUCCAAACGCGUAUAACUGUUCCGUAGAGGUAUCUCUGCGUUUCCGAGUUUUCACGAUCGAAUGACAUUUCAUUUCUAUGGAUGGAUCGUUAUAUGCGGGCGCGGAAACGCGCGUAAUAUAUUUACGGCCUAACAGCAUUUGCUAAUUUGCCGCAUCGCCGCUUGCAAUUUUAUUUCAAAUGUUUCAAAUAAUAUUAAAUAAUGAUUAUCCUUGUCAACAAACAACAAUAUCUCAUAUAAAUAUCCCAAACAAGUAGAAAAUUGAGAAAACUAAUUUCUUGCUACUUGCGGCGAUUCUCUGACCAUUACCUAUCCACAAACCCAUCGAAUCGUCAAUUCCGUAUAUGUUUGACAGGAGUUCGACAGAUAUCCUUCUGAAGAUUGGCUAAAGCAGAGAAACGGUAAUUUUCUCAAUUUCUUGUUUAUAGAAUCAACAUAAAU